AUGGAUAAACUGAAGCUUUUCCACGUAACGCCUUUUAUGCAACGCAUUUUCAAAAUGGCGGCCGCGGUAAUGGAGACGUGGUGGGCCUUGCUGCUAUUAACCUCUUUGCCUGUGGUGUUGCCAUUCUACGUUCCUGGUGUUGCUCCCCGCGACUUCCAUGAAGGAGAUAUUGUAGAUAUUAAGGCUGUGAAGAUGACAAGCUCUCAUACGCAGCUUCCUUUUGAAUAUUACUCCUUGCCAUAUUGUAAGCCAAGCUCUGUUUUCUACAAAGGAGAAAACUUAGGUGAGGUGUUGCGUGGGGACCGCAUUGUGAACACCCCCUUCAAUGUUGAAAUGAACAAGGACAAGAAGUGUGAGGUGGUGUGUGACAAGAAAAAACUGAGCAAAGAAGAGAGCAAGUUGUUUGCAGAGAGAAUACAGGAGGAGUACUAUGUUCACCUCAUCGCAGAUAAUCUGCCGGUAGCAACCAGGUUGGAGGUGUAUCUCAAUAGGGAAGCAGGAGCAGAAGAAGAGGCAAAGAAGGAUACAGUAAAAGAUAUCCAGUUUGAACAUGGCUACAGGCUGGGCUUUUUUGACAACAACAAGUAUUAUCUGCACAACCACCUUUCCUUCAUCCUGUACUUCCACAGGGAAAAAUCGGAAGCGGGGGAGCAGCACAACUACAGAGUGGUGCGAUUUGAGGUCGUUCCCCAAAGUGUGAAAGUAGAAGAUCUGGGGGCUGUGGACAAAAAGAAUACGUGCACGUUGCCAGAGGCUAGUGACUCUGCAGCACAAGAAAUUGACCCCACCAAGGAAAAUGAGGUUCUCUUCACGUACUCUGUACACUGGGAGGAGAGUGAGGUGAAAUGGGCUUCUAGAUGGGACACAUACCUGACCAUGAGCGACGUGCAGAUUCACUGGUUUUCCAUUGUCAACUCUGUGGUGGUUGUCUUCUUCCUGUCUGGUAUCCUCAGUAUGAUCAUCAUCAGAACCUUAAGGAAAGACAUUGCUAAUUACAACAGAGAGGAUGACAUAGAAGACACAAUGGAAGAGUCUGGAUGGAAGAAUGUCCAUGGUGAUGUCUUUAGGCCACCUCAGUAUCCCAUGAUUCUCAGCUCACUUCUCGGUUCAGGGAUCCAGCUCUUUUGCAUGAUCCUUAUUGUUAUCUUUGUUGCCAUGUUGGGCAUGUUGUCCCCGUCGAGUAGAGGAGCUUUGAUGACCACUGCGUGCUUCCUCUUCAUGUUUAUGGGUGUGUUUGGAGGCUACUUUGCAGGAAGACUAUACCGCACACUGAAAGGCCAUCGGUGGAGGAAAGGAGCGUUUUGUACUGCAACGUUGUAUCCAGCAGUGGUAUUCGGAAUCUGUUUCAUCCUCAACUGUUUCAUCUGGGGAGAGCACUCCUCUGGAGCGGUGCCUUUCACCACCAUGCUGGCUCUGCUAUGUAUGUGGUUUGGUAUCUCCAUGCCUUUGGUGUACCUGGGCUACUACUUUGGUUUCCGCAAACAACCAUAUGACAACCCUGUGCGCACCAACCAGAUCCCUCGGCAGGUUCCAGAGCAGCGCUGGUACAUGAACAAGUUUGUGGGAAUCCUGAUGGCUGGGAUUCUACCAUUUGGAGCCAUGUUCAUAGAGCUCUUCUUCAUUUUCAGUGCCAUCUGGGAGAAUCAGUUCUAUUACCUCUUCGGCUUCCUGUUUCUGGUCUUCAUCAUAUUGGUGGUCUCCUGCUCUCAGAUCAGCAUUGUCAUGGUUUAUUUCCAGCUGUGUGCAGAGGACUAUCGGUGGUGGUGGAGAACCUUCCUGGUUUCGGGAGGGUCAGCAUUCUAUGUCCUUGUGUACGCUAUCUUCUACUUUGUCAAUAAGCUGGACAUUGUGGAGUUCAUUCCUUCGCUGUUAUAUUUUGGUUACACCGCCUUGAUGGUUCUGUCCUUUUGGCUGCUAACGGGCACAAUCGGUUUCUACGCCGCCUACAUGUUCAUAAGGAAGAUCUAUGCCGCAGUUAAGAUCGACUGA
Messenger RNA from Nerophis lumbriciformis (worm pipefish), 1989 nucleotides. The record is from RefSeq and is a predicted model, not a curated record. Lineage: Eukaryota; Metazoa; Chordata; Actinopteri; Syngnathiformes; Syngnathidae.